AGCAUUGUCACUGUGUAACUUUCGUCGUGGGUGGUUGUGUGAUGAAUUCGUGAAACGUACUAUCACAAAUGUGUAUUUGAACAAAAGUUACUUACAUGAUUUGCUGAAAGCAUUUUCAUGGUAAUUUCGGAAAUAUCCACUGCCGAUAUCACUAGUAAUAAGUGAAUUUUAAUGUGUUUACGUACAAAACAGUCUACAGCGUUAUUUGAAGAAAAUGUUAUUGUGUGCUAAGUUUCAUAAUGGCGGCCCGUCGCGUCCCCCGCGCCUCCAUUUCGUUGACAGUCAAAUUAUGACAAUGCCAAUACGGAAAGUUUAGAAAUGUUGUGUUUUUGUAAAUAUUUUAGUGAAAGUUACUAGUUUUAUAGUUUAUAAGGACUCAACAUGAAUACGGAGCAUCACAAUAUCAACACGGGUGGCGGCCAGCCCCCAGGAAAUUCAGAGCAGCAGCAGCAGACGGUGAAUUUGACCCCUACGACGUCCGCUACCGACCUGCGAGUGAACUCUGCCGCAGUAAACGUCGCUUUGUCUAGCGUCGCGAAGUACUGGGUGUUUACAAAUCUCUUCCCGGGACCGAUACCGCAAGUGUCGGUGUACGGUUUGCCCACGGGUACGAGGAUAGAAAAUGGGAAACCAGUGCAGGACCUUGGUCAAGCCCAUGCAAGCAUACUCAAUGGAGAUCCCAACAUUAUACUUGGCCAUCCAGGACAGACCCAAGUUACUGUCUCCGCUGCACAACAGUUACCACAGAUCAUUGCCACUCAGACACAAACACAUGAUGCCCUAGCCCAUGCUCAGCAACAAGAGCUGUCCCAGCAGCAGGCCACUGGUCAGGUCACAACUAACUCGGGUCAAACCCACCAGCAGGGGCAUCACUCGCAGCAACACAUAAUGCAGCAGCAGCUAAUGGCAGCAACGAGGCCAGAACACUCCAACCAGCAGAUCCAGCUAACAGUGAGCGAAGACGGCAUCGUCACCGUAGUAGACCCGGGCGGAGGCAAGCUCGUGGACAAGGAGGAGCUGCAUGAGGCUAUCAAGAUGCCGUCAGACCAGCACACACUCACUGUGCACCAGCUCCAGCAGAUUGUGGGGCAACAGGUGUUAGAGAACGUAGUCCGCAUCGAGCAAGCUACCGGCGAGCCAGCCAACAUUCUCGUCACGCAGAACCCCGACGGCACCACGUCCAUAGAAGCCAGUGCCGCGGACCCCCUGUCCAUAGUCAAAGAUGAAAAGUGCGGCUCCAAGAUAGAGACUGCCCACUUCGCGCUGCCAGCUGAGAUAAAGGACCUUAAGAGCAUUGAUUUAAAGAGUGUGGGCGCGAUGGGUAUGGAAGGAGCCGUCGUGAAGAUAUCGGCGGGCGCGGCGGACCACGACAUGCACGCCAUGUACAAGGUCAACGUCGAGGACCUCUCCCAGCUGCUCGCUUACCACGAGGUCUUCGGCAAACUUAACGCUGACGGACAGCCCCAAGCCAAAGUAAUUAGUGAAGUGGAAGUAGAAGCGGGAACUAGCGCCGCCAUGUCCGCCGAGGAGAACUCGCCUGGACAUCAUGCCUGUGAUAUUUGUGGGAAGAUAUUCCAGUUCCGAUAUCAACUCAUUGUUCACAGACGAUAUCAUGGCGAAAGAAAACCAUUCACUUGUCAAGUAUGUGGAUCGGCUUUUGCUAAUCCCGUGGAGCUGUCAAGGCACGGGAAAUGCCAUCUUGACGUCGUUACAGCAGGUGACUCGGCGGAGCGGACCGCCAAGCGGCUGACGCAGGACAAGCCGUACGCGUGCACCACGUGCCACAAGACCUUCGCGCGCAAGGAGCACCUCGACAACCACGUGCGCAGCCACACGGGGGAGACGCCCUACAGAUGUCAAUUCUGCGCAAAGACUUUCACCCGGAAAGAGCAUAUGGUGAACCACGUUCGCAAACACACGGGGGAGACUCCUCACCGGUGCGACAUCUGCAAGAAGAGCUUCACGAGGAAGGAGCACUUUAUGAACCACGUCAUGUGGCAUACGGGUGAAACUCCACACCAUUGUCAAAUAUGCGGCAAGAAGUAUACUAGGAAGGAGCACUUAGCAAACCAUAUGAGAUCACAUACGAACGAUACCCCGUUCCGCUGCGAACUCUGUGGGAAGUCUUUCACAAGAAAGGAACACUUCACCAAUCACAUACUGUGGCAUACCGGCGAAACCCCCCACCGCUGCGACUUUUGCUCGAAAACAUUCACCCGCAAGGAGCAUUUACUGAACCACGUCCGGCAGCACACGGGCGAGUCUCCGCACCGCUGCAACUACUGCUCCAAGUCCUUCACGCGGCGGGAGCAUCUGGUCAACCACGUGCGCCAACACACCGGAGAAACGCCCUUCCAGUGCGGAUACUGUCCCAAGGCCUUCACGAGGAAGGAUCACCUAGUAAACCACGUGCGACAGCACACCGGCGAGUCCCCUCACAAGUGCUCAUUCUGCACCAAGUCGUUCACGCGCAAGGAGCACCUCACCAACCACGUGCGCCAGCACACGGGCGAGUCGCCGCACCGCUGCACCUACUGCGCCAAGUCCUUCACCAGGAAGGAGCAUCUCAACAACCACGUCAGACAGCACACGGGGGAAACUCCGCACAAGUGCACGUUCUGCCCGAAGGCGUACUCGCGCAAGGAGCACCUCAACAACCACAUCCGCCAGCACACCGGCGACGCGCCGCACUCCUGCACCUACUGCAACAAGAGCUUCUCCAGGAAGGAGCAUCUUGUCAAUCAUGUCCGGCAACAUACGGGCGAGACUCCGUUCAAGUGCACGUACUGCUCGAAGUCGUUCUCCCGCAAGGAGCACCUCACGAACCACGUGCACCUCCACACCGGCGAGACGCCGCACAAGUGCCCCUUCUGCACCAAGACCUUCAGCCGCAAGGAGCAUCUCACCAACCAUGUCAGGAUACACACGGGCGAGUCCCCUCACCGCUGCGAGUUCUGCCACAAGACGUUCACGCGCAAGGAGCACCUCACCAACCACCUCAAGCAGCACACGGGCGACACGCCGCACUCCUGCAAGGUGUGCUCCAAGGCCUUCACUCGCAAGGAACAUCUGGUGGCUCAUAUGAGAUCACACAGCUGUGGCGAGCGGCCGUUCAGCUGCGGCGAGUGCGGCAAGUCGUUCCCUCUGAAGGGCAACCUGCUGUUCCACGAGCGCUCCCACAACAAGAACGGCAACGGCGCCAGGCCCUUCCGGUGCGACGUCUGCUCCAAGGACUUCAUGUGCAAAGGUCAUCUGUCAUCGCACCGGCGCACGCACACGGGAGCGGCGGCGGGCGAGGCGGCGGACGGCGCGGCCGAGCCCGCUGCGGACUGCGGCGACUGCGGCGUCAAGUGCGAGAAGGACGCGCCCGAGCCCGAGCGCGAGCACGAGCCCAGGUACCUAUACCUGCUCUGUACACACCGCACGAGGCGGCGGACGGCGCGGCCGAGCCCGCUGCGGACUGCGGCGACUGCGGCGUCAAGUGCGAGAAGGACGCGCCCGAGCCCGAGCGCGAGCACGAGCCCAGGUACCUAUACCUGCUCUGUACACACCGCACGAGGCGGCGGACGGCGCGGCCGAGCCCGCUGCGGACUGCGGCGACUGCGGCGUCAAGUGCGAGAAGGACGCGCCCGAGCCCGAGCGCGAGCACGAGCCCAGGUACCUAUACCUGCUCUGUACACACCGCACGAGGCGGCGGACGGCGCGGCCGAGCCCGCUGCGGACUGCGGCGACUGCGGCGUCAAGUGCGAGAAGGACGCGCCCGAGCCCGAGCGCGAGCACGAGCCCAGGUACCUAUACCUGCUCUGUACACACCGCACGAGGCGGCGGACGGCGCGGCCGAGCCCGCUGCGGACUGCGGCGUCAAGUGCGAGAAGGACGCGCCCGAGCCCGAGCGCGAGCACGAGCCCAGGUACCUAUACCUGCUCUGUACACACCGCACGAGGCGGCGGACGGCGCGGCCGAGCCCGCUGCGGACUGCGGCGACUGCGGCGUCAAGUGCGAGAAGGACGCGCCCGAGCCCGAGCGCGAGCACGAGCCCAGGUACCUAUACCUGCUCUGUACACACCGCACGAGGCGGCGGACGGCGCGGCCGAGCCCGCUGCGGACUGCGGCGUCAAGUGCGAGAAGGACGCGCCCGAGCCCGAGCGCGAGCACGAGCCCAGGUACCUAUACCUGCUCUGUACACACCGCACGAGGCGGCGGACGGCGCGGCCGAGCCCGCUGCGGACUGCGGCGUCAAGUGCGAGAAGGACGCGCCCGAGCCCGAGCGCGAGCACGAGCCCAGGUACCUAUACCUGCUCUGUACACACCGCACGAGGCGGCGGACGGCGCGGCCGAGCCCGCUGCGGACUGCGGCGACUGCGGCGUCAAGUGCGAGAAGGACGCGCCCGAGCCCGAGCGCGAGCACGAGCCCAGGUACCUAUACCUGCUCUGUACACACCGCACGAGGCGGCGGACGGCGCGGCCGAGCCCGCUGCGGACUGCGGCGACUGCGGCGUCAAGUGCGAGAAGGACGCGCCCGAGCCCGAGCGCGAGCACGAGCCCAGGUACCUAUACCUGCUCUGUACACACCGCACGAGGCGGCGGACGGCGCGGCCGAGCCCGCUGCGGACUGCGGCGACUGCGGCGUCAAGUGCGAGAAGGACGCGCCCGAGCCCGAGCGCGAGCACGAGCCCAGGUACCUAUACCUGCUCUAUACACACCGCACGAGGCGGCGGACGGCGCGGCCGAGCCCGCUGCGGACUGCGGCGACUGCGGCGUCAAGUGCGAGAAGGACGCGCCCGAGCCCGCGCGCGAGCACGAGCCCAGGUACCUAUACCUGCUCUGUACACACCGCACGAGGCGGCGGACGGCGCGGCCGAGCCCGCUGCGGACUGCGGCGACUGCGGCGUCAAGUGCGAGAAGGACGCGCCCGAGCCCGAGCGCGAGCACGAGCCCAGGUACCUAUACCUGCUCUGUACACACCGCACGAGGCGGCGGACGGCGCGGCCGAGCCCGCUGCGGACUGCGGCGACUGCGGCGUCAAGUGCGAGAAGGACGCGCCCGAGCCCGAGCGCGAGCACGAGCCCAGGUACCUAUACCUGCUCUGUACACACCGCACGAGGCGGCGGACGGCGCGGCCGAGCCCGCUGCGGACUGCGGCGCCUGCGGCGUCAAGUGCGAGAAGGACGCGCCCGAGCCCGAGCGCGAGCACGAGCCCAGGUACCUAUACCUGCUCUGUACACACCGCACGAGGCGGCGGACGGCGCGGCCGAGCCCGCUGCGGACUGCGGCGACUGCGGCGUCAAGUGCGAGAAGGACGCGCCCGAGCCCGAGCGCGAGCACGAGCCCAGGUACCUAUACCUGCUCUGUACACACCGCACGAGGCGGCGGACGGCGCGGCCGAGCCCGCUGCGGACUGCGGCGACUGCGGCGUCAAGUGCGAGAAGGGCGCGGCCGAGCCCGCUGCGGACUGCGGCGACUGCGGCGUCAAGUGCGAGAAGGACGCGCCCGAGCCCGAGCGCGAGCACGAGCCCAGGUACCUAUACCUGCUCUGUACACACCGCACGAGGCGGCGGACGGCGCGGCCGAGCCCGCUGCAGACUGCGGCGACUGCGGCGUCAAGUGCGAGAAGGACGCGCCCGAGCCCGAGCGCGAGCACGAGCCCAGGUACCUAUACCUGCUCUGUACACACCGCACGAGGCGGCGGACGGCGCGGCCGAGCCCGCUGCGGACUGCGGCGACUGCGGCGUCAAGUGCGAGAAGGACGCGCCCGAGCCCGAGCGCGAGCACGAGCCCAGACCUGCGGCGAAUACGAGUCCAGUAGAAAGCGCUGUAGCACAAAACCCUCAAGCUAACGCAACUGUGAUGCAAAUUACCAGCCAACAAGUCCGGGCGGCGGGCGGCGUGGCGCUGGAGGCGGCGGGCGCCACGUUCGCGCACCCCGUCUCCGUCACCUACUAGCCGCGCCGCGCCAGGG
Cydia pomonella (codling moth) is the source of this 5959-nucleotide messenger RNA. RefSeq lists its product as uncharacterized. Bases 382 to 5943 code for a protein of 1853 amino acids. The record is from RefSeq and is a predicted model, not a curated record. Lineage: Eukaryota; Metazoa; Arthropoda; Insecta; Lepidoptera; Tortricidae. Gene Ontology annotation, biological process: regulation of transcription by RNA polymerase II. Gene Ontology annotation, molecular function: DNA-binding transcription factor activity; RNA polymerase II cis-regulatory region sequence-specific DNA binding. The transcript is spliced from 22 exons.